AUGAUAAUAUAUGCCCAAAUUGUGAGGACCAACGAUGGUUUGCCCUUAUCAGCUAACACCGAUUUUAACGAUGUACUUAAUCAAAGUAUUAAAGACAGCAAGAAAUAUGUAAAAAUGCUGGCCUACAAGUCGCCGCAGUUACCAGAAAAAUGUUCCCUGUAUUUAGGAAACGUUUCAAUAUACCUUACAUCUUGUCUGGGAAUUUCCUAUGUUGUUAUGACUGAACCACAUUACCCUCCAGCUUUAGCAUAUAGUUUUUUGAAGGAAUUAAUGAUUGAGUUUGCUCAAAGAUACAAUCAAUCAAGGGUUGAAAUAGCUAGGCGACCUUAUGAAUUUAUCGAGUUCGACAAUGUUAUACAUAAAACAAGGCUUGCUUUUAAUAAGCCACAAAAUUUGAUGUCUCGGCUGAAUUUAGCUGAUGUAGAAACAGAAUUGAGACUUCGACCACCCCGCCAGUUGUCGCUGGCAGAUAUCGAACCUGUUCGAAAUGGCUAUAGGCCGAAACCAGCCCUUCACUUAGGAGUUGGCCCUCCUCCGAAACUUCAGCCUAUUUCACCGUUUGCCUGGGUCGCCAUGCUCCUUUCUUUUCUACUGAUCUUAUUAGGAUUUUAUAGAGGCAUUUCGGCUCUUCAGGUUUCAACAUUAGAGGAAUUUGACGGACCAAGCCCUAUUCAUGGAUUAGUUUAUCUUUUAGAAAGUUUUUUCAGAAUAUACCAGCUCUAUCUGUUGACAUACAAUUCUAAAUAUAGAACUGUAGAAAGCUGGGCGAGUGCGGUGGUGCUUUUGUUAUGUAUUUUUUUUCUCUGGGAAUUACGUGAUCCUUCUCAGCAUGCCGUCUUCGUCGUAUCUACUCUUCUAACCCUGGCCGCCACUCACUUUCGAGAACUUCAACCAAUAUUACCGGAUUACCAUGUAUAA
Messenger RNA from Nezara viridula (southern green stink bug), 918 nucleotides. The record is from the annotation of a GenBank genome assembly. Lineage: Eukaryota; Metazoa; Arthropoda; Insecta; Hemiptera; Pentatomidae.